UUAGAUAGAUAAUAUUUUGACAAGUUGACGUAAUGAUUUUGUAGUGGUUUUUAUGUUACAACAUCCAUUUUUAUAUUAUACAGUCGCACAAAUUAUUUUUGUUAACGUAGGUACCUGAAGAAUUCAAUUUGUGUGGAAUGAAAAUUUCAAGUCAAUAUGGGCGAUGGUUUAAGAAUUACUAAAGACAAACGACAUAGAAGCUCAAGUAGCCUUGCUGGAUGUAAUGUAGAAGGUACCCGAUCUGAAAGAAAACUGGAAAUAACAGGGCCAAUACCCGAAGUGGAAGAUCAGUUCGCUUUCGCCGAAGCGCAGUGUGAUGAUCUAAAAGAAAAGUUAGAUUUAGUCAAAAAUCUUAGGCGACGACGAAAACUUAAGAAACGGAGUAUGACGAAGAUUGGUGACCAGCCAGCGAACGUUGAAACAGCCGAGAAUGUUGCUUUCAUCAGUGUACGCACCCAGCCAAAGAAGAGAUUGAUGGUUACAGAGAUGUCGCAACAAGCGGCUAGAUAUCGACGUUUGGAGCCGCCAGCGAACCCCACCCGAGGAUACCUGGAUCCGGCCACUGUUGAGCAGCACCAGAUGCUCGGGAGAGUUCGCGGAUACAAUCAGUCAUUUCAUCGACCGAUGAAAGAGCAAGGAAAAUCUGCAAACAUGCGGUCGGAACGAAGCCAUGCGGAGGGGGAUGCUAUAUAUCGAAGUAGCAACGUAGCUGAUGAAGCCGGUUCUCAGGAAGUGGCGUGCGGUGGUGACAUCGAGGAUGAAUACUCUGACAACGAGCGCUUCACAGACUUGCGUCCGGGAUCAAUAGUAAUAAAUAAGAAAAGAGCUGCUGAAAAGAAACCAACCCCAACAAUUACAAGAAAAAAGGGAAUCAAUCUUGCAAAGGAAGGAAACGAUCCACGAGGGAGGCAAGAUCCCGCCCGACAUACGCCGUCGCCAGUGAACCGCCGGUCUAGCGGUAAACAGCAGAACGUUGGUGCGGCCUGCGCUCAACCAGAAGAACGACCAAUAUUGGAGUUGUUUAAUAAGAAUCGAGCAAGUCCCCAACCUGACACGAAACAGCGGAAGUCGCAACAGAGGAUAUCGUCGCCCAAUCUCCGAGACAAUAAUGACAUCCAACUCGGGCGCGAGAUGUGGUUGGACGACGACAAAACUGGUCCGCUGGAAGAUGUCACGUCAACUGAAGUGAAAAAAGAAAAGUUAGAGCGUCGACAAGCGCGGCGUCUGAAGUACCGCAGCCGGCACUACGAGCUCCCGACAGUCGCGUCGCAGAUGAAGCAAGCCGGCGUCAAGUGUUACUACACAGGCGGACCACACACCAGCAUCCCUUUCAUCGUUAGCAAGAGCACUGCCCCCUCGCAUAACAUAGGACUCAAUAUACAACAGGUGCUGAACGGACUUAAAAUUCAACAACCUCUAUCUGGCAUUCCACUGACGAUAGCACAUCACAUGGGCCUGGGCCACGUUCCGAUGUACGGAACAAAAUGCAGUCAACUGAACCCUGACAUGCGCGAGAUGAACGCCAUCAAGGUAGGGCACCGAUUGCUGCGGCUGCCGUCAUACAAGUACAUAUCGUACAACCGACUGCUCAACCUGUAUAGAGAGGGCAACGGAAUGGUGCCAAGAUUCCUGCGGGCAAUCAGCAGACCCCACUAUUUCUACACGUCCAUGUACAACAGUCUUGCGAGAAAUCGUGACGACAUCGACAACGCAACGUCAAAAGGCCUUGGCGGCUGCCAAGAAGCCAAGCAGAGCUUAGCGGAGUACGCCAGUCUCUACAAGGAGUACGAGAAAUUGGAGAAGUGCCUCCGUGAGAACUAUGAUCCGGAUCUCGAGCGUCGGAAGGAAGAGCUGGAACGACAGCUUAUGGCGAGGGAAGACUACAUACGAAAGGUGGUGCAAGAUUAUAGGAAUUCUGCCGAAGACGAGACACCACUGCGAGCCUCCGCUUCAAAUGCCGAAGACGUGUAUCGCCAGUCAACAUUCAAAUUAAACCACGACGACCGAUAAAUGCCGAAGCUAACGAAAUAUUCUAAAUUAUACGUCAAGUUUUAAAAUUUUGUUAAAUAAAGUUAAUUAGAUUAAUUUUAUACAUAUUUUAUUCAUAAAUUGGCACAUGUAAGUACUAUUUAUUUUGUAUAAAUCGUAUGCAACGUAAAUCUAAAAUAUUGUUUUAAUCAAUAUUUAUAUUAUGAUGGAUUUUCAGUAUAAGCUGUAGUCAUUGGACGAUAACGGUGGUUUGAAAUUGUUGGAAUUAUAAUUAACAGCAAAUUAAGAAUAUACAUUACUUUCUGUAGAAUGUGUAACUCAUUUCUUUACUUGUUUUUCUAUUAUGUUUCAGGCAAAAUAUAUUUAGAUUUCGAUCUAGGUUAUGCUUGGAAAAUAAUGAUGAGAGUUCUAUUUAUUUUUCUAAAUGUUUGUUUCUCUCUUUCAAGCAUCGCUUUAUUGUUAAGAGUAAAAAAUUGUUACGUCGCCAGUUUUUCGUCGUAAAUAUUGUGUUAUUCACCUUUGUACUUGAAAUUUUAUUAAUAAAGAAUUUUGUGUAUUGUCCGAUAUUU
This is a messenger RNA of Leptidea sinapis, 2558 nucleotides long. RefSeq lists its product as uncharacterized. The record is from RefSeq and is a predicted model, not a curated record. The transcript is spliced from 17 exons. Bases 157 to 2010 code for a protein of 617 amino acids. Lineage: Eukaryota; Metazoa; Arthropoda; Insecta; Lepidoptera; Pieridae.